AUGACCCGCUGGGCCCUUCUCGCUCCCCUCCUGCUGGGCCUGUUCAUCCACAGCACUGUCAGUCAGGACGCCGAGGACCCAGCACCCCCGGGCCAGGCCUCUGAUGGCACAGAGGCGGAGGAGGAGAACGGGGAUUGGGGAUUAAACUCCCUCAGAGGCAGCUUCGAGUCAGUCGGCGGAUACUUUGACUCUAUGCUGGAGUUCAUGGGCGGACGUGAUGGAGUGUGCCAAUACCGCUGUCGAUACGGUAAAGCUCCUCUUCCUCGUCCCGGCUACCAGAUGCCAGAACCUGAUGGAUGCAGCUCCUACUUCUUUGGUCUUCCUGUUCCAGAUGGGAUGGACAUGGGCAUCCCCGCCAUGACCAAGUGCUGCAAUCAGCUGGAUAUGUGUUACGACACCUGCGGCUCCAACAAGUACCGCUGCGACUCCAAGUUCCGCUGGUGUCUCCACAGCAUCUGUUCUGACCUCAAGAAGAGCCUCGGCUUUGUGUCAAAAGUCGAAGCAUGUGAAACAGUAGCAGACACCUUCUUCAACACAGUGUGGACCCUGGGCUGCAGACCCUACAUGAACAGCCAGAGAGCAGCAUGCUACUGCCAAGGAGAGGAGAAAGAUGAGCUUUAG
Messenger RNA from Chelmon rostratus (copperband butterflyfish), 621 nucleotides. RefSeq names its product group XIIB secretory phospholipase A2-like protein. Gene Ontology annotation, biological process: triglyceride homeostasis; arachidonate secretion; phospholipid metabolic process. Bases 1 to 621 code for a protein of 206 amino acids. Gene Ontology annotation, cellular component: extracellular region. Gene Ontology annotation, molecular function: A2-type glycerophospholipase activity; calcium ion binding. NCBI's taxonomy places the organism in Eukaryota, Metazoa, Chordata, Actinopteri, Chaetodontiformes, Chaetodontidae. The record is from RefSeq and is a predicted model, not a curated record. The transcript is spliced from 4 exons.